AAUUGUUGAAAGCCACCAGCGUGGCAUCAAGACAAAGGGACUCGUACUCGGUCCCCAAAAGGGCCAACUCAACUCUUGUCUACAGAGGGAGAGAGAGAGAAAAAGGGGUAUAAAGGGAGUGUUUGAGGUAAGAAUUCAGCGGCAGAUCUGCAGCAAAUUCAAAGAAAAAGAUACCAUCGAGGCUGCAUAAAGAGAAAAAAAAGUAAGGGGAAUUAGGAGAGUAUCGUUUUGGAUACCAUUUCAUUUUCUUUUUUACUUACUUCAAGACUUGUUUGUUGUAAGUGUUUUGGGUACAUAUAUAUACAUAUAUACAUAUAUAUAUAUAUAUAUAUAUAUAUAUAUAUAUAUAUAAGCUUAUCAUCAUAUUGUGUGUCCACGUUUUUUUCUCUGUAUUAGAGGGGAAAGGGCUAAGAAGGAUUGAGGCAGUGGAUGGUUUUUUAAAAGGUAAAGAAAAAGAGUGAGAAGAACAUGAUUGAGUGGAGAGAAGGGACUUGUUAUCCUAAGGCUUUAAUGGGAGUGAAUGUGGGUCUUGCUUCUGUCGAUGCCGUUAUUGCAGUUCUUGCUUUUGCUCAGUUAAUGAGAAUUCACUCUCGGAAUACACACAAUGGCUGGACUCGUCAGAAAGUAUUUCACUUGAUGAUUGGAUCUUCAAAUUUGGGUUAUUUCCUUUAUUUUAUUUUGACAAUUGUUGCCGCAUGUAAUGGUUGGAUUUUCUGGUCGCACUCCUGUGGCUUUGUCGUUAUGGCUUUCCCCAAAAUUCUUUUCCUUGCGGCAUUUCUUCUUCUCCUUUCUUUCUGGGUUGAUCUUUGUCAUCAGUCAAAUGAUGAAGAAGAUGAAGAUGAUGUAUAUAGCCCUCGAGAAGCUUUGUUGGAGAAGAACAAGCCAAAUUCAAAUGCUGAUAGUCGCCGAAGAUGCUGCUCUUUUCGUGCUGUCAAAGUGGGAAGCCGCCAAAAAGUUGUGGUUCUGGUUACCCUGUUAGUUUUUCUGUUAAUGUUGGUAGCUGCUGUACUAAUAUGGAUUGGGAGGGGAAGGAACCCUAUUGAUUCAUCUGUUGUGGCUCGGGUGUAUGUAGAUCUCUUUGCCUUAGCAGUUCUUUUGCUGGGAGUGGCAUUGGCAUGCUAUGGACUGGUAUUGUUCUUGAAAAUGAGCAAAGUGAGAUCUGAAAGGGCUUCAUCAGAAAUGUGGAAGGUUGCAGGCUUGGCAGUUGUUUCUGUUCUAUGUUUCACUUCAAGUGCCGCUGUCGCCAUAUUCACAGAUAUACCCCUUCUUUUUAACUGGCAUGGACAGAAGAUAAAUGGUGUUUGUACAUCUCUUCUCAUGGUUUUGUAUUAUUUUAUAGGUUCUUCUAUACCUUCAGCAUUUGUGCUAUGGGUGAUGAGAGAACUACCACCUCCACUUGUCACUUUCAGUCAACAGGAGUCGAGGACAAUAGCUUUUAUAAAUGACAGUUCAGCGACAGUACAGCCUCAGCGAUGGACAGCUGCUGCAAGUGUGCAAAAUCAGCAUUGUGGAUGCAGGUCUCAAGGGCGAGCCCCAUAUGAUCACCGUGAUGGAAUUUGUAAAUUGAUUGGUGAUUUUCAGCUAGAGUGAAGGACUGACAAUACUAAAAAUGAAAGAACUUCUCAGUUGAGUGGUCGGUGUUGUGGUUGAGUGAUCGAAGAAAGCUCAACUCAACGGAUAAAAAAUACCCCUUGCAACUAAGUAAGGUGGUUGCUCAGGGUACACAUGCCUGCAUAACUUGGAUUCUUGUACAUAGCAAUGAACUUUCUAAAUUUUACAGAUUCUUUUUUGUUGAUAUAAUGAGGUUUUAGAUUUUUCUUGCCCUUCAAAGCUUUUCAUCUGAUUAUCCUACAUUAUAUGAUAUAUGGUCUGCCAUAUAAUUCAAUUUGCUCUAGAAAAUUAAUUAGC
Messenger RNA from Solanum lycopersicum (tomato), 1908 nucleotides. Lineage: Eukaryota; Viridiplantae; Streptophyta; Magnoliopsida; Solanales; Solanaceae. The record is from RefSeq and is a predicted model, not a curated record.